UUCAACAUAUAAAAAUUCAUAACGAACGAAGUAGUUAAACGAAUCAAAAUGCGCUCAAUCGUAGUUCUAUUAUUAAUUUUCGCAAUUUCUGUUGCACCUGCAGUAUUACCCCAAGAUGAAAGUUUAGUUGAUAUAUCCACAGAGGGACCAGUAGAUGAAGUAACUGAACUGAAUCAAAAUACUGUAACUGAACAAAAUAGCAAUAAUAAUAAUGAAGACAAUCAGGGCGCUAAUAAUAAUAUAGACGCAAGUACAGAUGGAUCUGUAACCGAAGAAAAUACAGGAAAUGGUGGUGUUCAAACUGAUGUUCCUUCUGGAGAUAACCAAGUAAAUGGUGAUAAUGGAGGAUCGGGAUCUGGACCAAUUGAAAAUGCUGAAAAUAGCGGUUCAGGUAACAGCCAAGGCAAUGCUGGUUCUAACAAUGGCAACGCCAACAACAAUAAUGCAAAUGAAGCUCCAAAUAAUGAAGGAUCUGGCAAUGGAAAUGUUGAUAACCAAGGAAGCGCCAGUAACAAUGUAGAUGUAGUAGGAAAUAAUGAUGGAUCUAAUAAUGGUCAAAAUGAUAAUGCAAAUAAUGGAGAAAACAACGUAAAUGUUGAUAAUGGUUCAGAAACUAACCAAGACAAUGGUGCCUCAGGUAGUGGAAAUUCUAAUACCCAAGGAAACACCGGUAACAAUGACGCGGCUGCAGUAGGAAAUAACGAUGCAUCUAACAAUGUUCAAAACGAAAACGCUAAUAAUGGAGGCAACAACGUAAAUGUUGAUAAUGGUUCAGAAAAUAACCAAAAUAAUGGAGCUUCUGGUAGUGAAAAUUCUAAUACCCAAGGAAACACCGGUAACAAUGAUGCAGCUGAAGUAGGAAAUAACGAUGUAUCUAACAAUGGUCAAAACGAUAACGCCAAUAAUGGAGACAACAACGUAAAUGUUGAUAAUGGUUCAGAAACUAACCAAGAUAAUGGCGCCUCUGGCAGUGGAAAUUCUAACAACCAAGGAAACACCGGUAACAAUGAAGCUGCUGCAGUAGUAGAUAACGAUGCAUCUAAUAAUAGUCAAAACGGUAACGCUAAUAAUGGAGACAACAACGUAAAUAUUGACAAUGGUGCAGAAACUAACCAAGCUAACGGUGCCUCUGAUAGUGGAAAUUCCAAUAACGAAGGAAACACCGGUAACAAUGAUGCAGCUGAAGUAGGAAAUAACGAUGCAUCUAACAAUGGUCAAAACGAUAACGCUAAUAAUGGAGACAACAACGUAAAUGUUGAUAAUGGUUCAGAAAAUAAACAAGAUAGUGGAAACGGACAAAGUGAUAACACAGAUGAUAAUAAUAUUUCCAAUACAUCAAACGAGGAUAAUGAUAUUGAAGAAAAUAAUGAUAAUACCAAUGAAAUUGUGGACACUGUAGAAGAAACCGAUAAGAAUUCCAAUGAAAAAGAUGAGGACGCUAACGAAAUUGUAGACACUAAAGAAGAAACCGAUAAAAAUUCUAAUGAAAAAGCUGACAAUAUUAACGAAAAUGAUAAAAACAACGAAAACAACAGUAACGAAAACGAAAACAAUUCCAAUGAAGAUAAAAACAACGAGAACGAAAACAAUUCCAAUGAAGAUAAAAACAACGAGAACGAAAACAAUUCCAAUGAAGAUAAAAACAACUCCAAUAAUCAAGAUGAUAAUAACACCAAGGAAACUGUGGACACAAAAGAAGAAACCGAUAAAAAUUCCAAUGAAAAAGAUGAAGAUACUAAUGAAGAAAAUGACGAUCAGAAAUCAUCAGAAAAAAGUUCUAAAGAGGAAUUAGAAAAUGCCAAACAACAAUGGUUAAAUAUUUUAAAACAGAUAAUAGCACGAAGACAGGCACAUAUUGAUAAUUUGCUAUCCAAGAAGGGAAUAAAAGUAAGCUGCGACCAACAAAUCUGCAGACUUACAUGUGUUGUAAAUGGUAAACAUUCCGGAUACUGCAGAAGAAAUAGCUGUAACUGCGUAUAAAACUGUAAUUAAUACUUUCAAAUGUUUUAAAUGGUUAAAGAAAUAAAUGUUUAUAAAGAAGUUA
Molecule: messenger RNA, 2044 nt
Organism: Psylliodes chrysocephalus
Lineage: Eukaryota; Metazoa; Arthropoda; Insecta; Coleoptera; Chrysomelidae
Source: the annotation of a GenBank genome assembly